GCACUAUCAUUUCAAACCCUCUUCUAAUUUCACCCAAAAAAAAAAAAAAAACAAAAAAAAACACUGAAGCUCCCAACAAUGGCGGCAACCCAAAUCCCAGCACCAAAAUCAUCUCUCACCUCCCUCCUCAAUCUCCUCCCAUUAUUCUUCAAAAACAACAAAUUCAGCGAUGCAAAAUCCCAUUUACUCACUUUCAUCGCCUCCGAUUCUCAACACACUCUUCACCACCAUCUCCUUCACCCUUCUUCCCACCAUCCUCCGCCCACCAAAGCCCUUUUCGACACCGCAAUCUCCGCCUACUGUCAGUCAGGAAAACCCCAUUUUGCCCUUCAAAUCUUCAAGAAGAUGAAGCGUCUCAAGCUCAAGCCUAAGCUCCUCACUUGCAAUACUUUGCUCAAUUCAUUGGUAAAAUACCCAUCUUCUCAUUCUAUUUCAAGUUGUAGAGAUUUGUUUGAUGAUAUGGCUCGAAUUCGGGUUGCCCCAAAUGUUGUUACUUUUAAUAUUUUGAUUAAUGGGUAUUGUUCGGAAUUUCGAUUUAAGGAUGCUAUGGAAGUUUUAAGGAUUAUGUCUGAUUUUGAUUGUAUUCCUGAUAAUGUUACUUAUAAUACUAUUUUGGAUGCAUUGUGUAAGAAAGGUAGGUUGAAUGAUGUUAGAGAAUUGUUGUCUGAUAUGAAGGAUAAAGGGUUGAUUCCUAAUAAGAAUACUUAUAAUAUUUUGAUUAAUGGGUAUUGUAAGAUGGGGUGGUUGAAGGAGGCGGCACAGGUUAUCGAUUUGAUGACACAUAAUAAUUUGUUGCCUGAUGUUUGGACUUAUAAUAUGUUGAUUAAUGGGUUGUGUAGUGAUGGGAAGAUUGACGAGGGUUUGAGGAAGAGAGAUGAGAUGGAGAAGUUGAAGUUGACGCCGGAUGUUGUUACAUAUAAUACUUUGAUAAAUGGGUGUCUCAAGUUUAGGGAUACUAACGAGGCUUUUGCGUUGUUGGAUGAAAUGAGGGAUAAGGGAGUGGGGAAGAAUGUGGUUACUUAUAACAUAAUUAUCAAGUGGUUUUGUGAUCAAAAGAAGAUUGGAGAGGCAACGAAUGCGCUUAAAGAGAUGGAAGAGAGUGGAGUUUCACCAGAUUGUGUGACUUAUAAUACUAUAAUUAAUGCAUAUUGCAAGAUGGGGAACUUUGGAGAAGCUUUUAAGGUGAUGAGUCAGAUGGGUAGGAAAGGCUUGAAGAUGGAUAUAUUUACAUUGAAUAUGUUUCUUCACACUCUUUGUGAGGACAAGAGGCUUGAUGAGGCGCAUGAGCUACUCAAUAGUGCCAUUAGGCGGGGUUAUGUGCUUGAUGAAGUGAGUUAUGGUACUCUGAUUACAGGGUACUUUAAGGAUGAAAAGGAGGAGAGGGCUUUAAAGGUUUGGGAGGAGAUGAAAGAGAAAGGGGUCAUCCCAAGUGUUGCCACUUAUAAUUCUUUAAUUGCUGGGUUCUGCAAGUCAGGAAAAACUGACCAAGCAAUCGGAAAGUUGAAUGAACUUAUGGAGAGUGGAUUGUUCCCAGAUGAGACUACAUACAACACCAUCAUCCAUGGUUACUGCUGGGAGGGUAAAGUAGAGAAAGCAUUUCAGUUUCACAACAAAAUGGUGGAGAAUGCAUUUAAGCCUAAUGUGUACACAUGUAAUAUUCUUCUGCGUGGUCUUUGCUCUGAUGGGAUGCUUGAAAAAGCUAUCAAGCUUUUCCAUACUUGGGUUUCAAAAGGCAAAGAAGUUGAUGCAGUUACCUACAAUACAUUGAUAACAAGUCUGUGUAAGGAUGGAAGACUUGAAGAUGCUUUAAACCUUGUGGAGGACAUGAUGGAAAAUAAUGUAGGACCAGAUAAGUACACCUACAAUGCCAUUUUCAAUGCUCUUGCCAGUGCAGGGAGAACAAUAGAAGCAGAAAAAUUUAGGGAAACAAUGCUUCAAUCUGGAAAGUUGCAGGAUCAAUGCUCACAGCUUGAAAAGGUCGUAUCAGUUGAGACUGAUGUGGUGACGGCAGAGCCAAUCUCAUGUGCUGAAGACUUUUCAAAAAGGAUAAAUGAACUGUGCAUGGAAGGUCGGUACAGGGAAGCAAUGGACAUAUAUCAAGAGGCUAGCCAUAAAGGAGUAGCUGUAAAUAAGACAACUUAUUUCACUCUGAUUGAGGGGCUCCUUAAGAGAAGAAAGUCCAUAUCAAAAGAAGCUCAUUGACAUCUGGUUCUAUGAUGGGUUCUCAUGACCUAAUUACUUCCAUGGGAUAGAUGGAUUUAGAUUUGACUGAAUCAGAACCCACCUGAGACUACAGGGACCUCUAUGAUUUAAUGGCCAGAUAAACUAUGAAAUGCUUACCGUUUUGGAAGCUGGCUCUAGAGAGAUUCUGGCACUAGUGGUGAUGCCAGACUGUCCCAGUGUCCCAAGAAUGCCAUAAAAUUAAAUAGUAUUCUAGUAUUUACUUCCUAAUAUCUCCAAGUAGAGCAAUGACUUGAUAAACUUACUAGUGACAACUUCCAGCGAAUGAACAUCUCUGAAUGCUUGUCCAGCAAUCCCGACUUUUGAUAGGAUUCCUUGAUGGUCAAAUAAAAGUAAUCGGUCCAUGCCAUUUUGGGCAGCACGUGUAGGGGGUUGUAGAGGGUUGUGUGUUGCUUGCAGGGCUGCUGGAUAGUAUGCUUGAUUGCUAGCUUGUGUUAUAGGCUGGUCUACAGGGGACUUUUUUCUUUCUUACUUCUGGUCGGUGUGUAUCUUGAAAGUGUGCAUUUCUUGUUGAAUGUAAUAUGAUGUUUCUGUAAUUAGGAGCUUGCGCUGUUUACUACAGAGUAACAUUGAGAAAUAUUAGGCAAAUUUGUUUUGUAGUACCAGGUUUUUUGUAGGGUUUGUGAGCAACAUUGGAAUUUAUUUUUUUUCGAAACUUGAAAUUAACGAAAGUAUUAUAAACAUCUUAGCUCCAUUUUCUGGUGAGAGUCAAAUUUCCUACCAUUGACUUUGUGUUUUUCUGAAUUUUUUUUCCCUGAACUUAAUUUGUUGUGAAUGUAUCUAAACUUAUUUUUUGCAAUAGGAAAAAAUAAGAUGAAUGAACAGGCCCUAAGUUGUGACAUCUCCCAUCUUAUUGAACAUUUAUGUCUGUUAUUUCAGCUAUAACUACCUAUGACAUCUUUGACGCGUUAGAAAAUUUAAAAGCUGCAUCAGGAUCAAGAUUUCUACCCAUAAUCCCUCAAGAUCAAUUUCUUUUGUGUUUUAAUUCUAGUCAAAUGAAACUGUAACUAUCAUGUUUAGCCUUAUGUACCCAAGAAAUUAUUUGGAUUUCAAUAUCUGCAGCUGCAAAAAAUAUUGAUGCCUAGGUUCAGAACUUUGAUAAAAUCAUAAUAGUGGACUGGGUUUACUCUUUAGUUAUCCCUUGUAGUAAGAAACUGUAAUCUUUACCUCUGAAUCUCUUAUUAAUUUGCUCUUAAAUGUCUCUUAAUGUAUAUU
Messenger RNA from Chenopodium quinoa (quinoa), 3456 nucleotides. Its product is annotated as pentatricopeptide repeat-containing protein At2g16880-like. The transcript has 3 exons. Lineage: Eukaryota; Viridiplantae; Streptophyta; Magnoliopsida; Caryophyllales; Amaranthaceae. The record is from RefSeq and is a predicted model, not a curated record. Gene Ontology annotation, molecular function: protein binding. Bases 79 to 2202 code for a protein of 707 amino acids.